Messenger RNA from Stegastes partitus (bicolor damselfish), 4570 nucleotides. Its product is annotated as phosphoprotein associated with glycosphingolipid-enriched microdomains 1. Gene Ontology annotation, biological process: intracellular signal transduction; negative regulation of T cell activation. The record is from RefSeq and is a predicted model, not a curated record. Gene Ontology annotation, cellular component: membrane raft; plasma membrane. The transcript is spliced from 8 exons. The coding region runs from base 605 to 1975 and encodes 456 amino acids. Lineage: Eukaryota; Metazoa; Chordata; Actinopteri; Pomacentridae.
AGUAAUUUUGAAGCAAAAUCAGGAGGCGAAAGUCAAAAAUCUCCUCGAGUCGAUUUGAUCUGGAGUUCAUAACUAGAAACCCUGCGCCUCGGGGGAGCGUACAUGUGUGUGUUCCUAAUGUAAAAUGUUGCAGUGAAUGCAAUCGAUAUCAUGUGUUAUAUGAUACAAUUUAGCAGUGAUGUCACCUGGUUAUUAUCCUCUCGGUUACAUGGACUGAGCGAUCAAUAAGGUGGACGUUGUGUGUGUCCCCUGUGCAAGAUUGGGUAUUGUACAUGUUGCUAAAAGGGUGUGUGAGCAGAAAUGUGUGCAGGCAGCCUGUUGUCCAAUACAUGUUUGAUAUUAACAAACAUAAACAUACUCCCAAUUCCCUCUCUGCUCUCCCACUCGCAUGCACAACCCAGCCUACAUCUGCACACACUCACCGAACAACAACACCCUCCAAGGAUAAUAUACAGCUCAGUGCUUUACCUCCGCCGAGCAGUAAUCCCAACGCCUCCUUCUCAUUUUUAUCUGCUCUCUUCCAGGCGAGGCCGACCUGACUAAUCAUCCGAGGUGUCAAGCUGGUACCUGUCCGAUGUCCUCUCUUCCCACACUGUGAUGUGUCAUGGCUCCGGUGCUGAGUGGAGUGUGGUGGGGGCCGGAGGCCGGCGUGGUCGGCUCGGGGACGGCGGCUGCCGCCGGUGUGGCGUCGUGGCUGGGCAGCGAGCAGCUGGUCCUGGUGGUCACCCUCAGCGUCCUCACCGCGUUGCUGCUGGUCUCUGUGCUGCUGCUGCUGUGUGCUAGCUGCCAGGGGCAGAAGAAAACAGUGAAUGGACAUCCAGCAGGAGACCACGAAAACCUCAUGAAUGGGGUGUCAGAGAGAGAGACCAUCAGCCAAUCAGCAGACAGUCCAGUGACUGACGUGGCAAUCAGCAGCUCUCACAAUGGUCCUCUCACCAGCGGUACAAUCCUCACAGACACACAGGACACCAGUCCCCAGUUGUCAGAGGAGAUGCUCUCCAGCCAAUCAGAGCUCAGGUCCUCCAAGUGUCCUCAGGACCGCGAGCUUCCCAGCAUCCCUCCCAACAACGCCCUCAUCGGGGACGGGCCCCCAGCCUCGGGGGACAGCACCUAUGAGGUGGUGAAGGAGAUGGCGGCGGCGUCCCGCGACGUCAGCGUUGAGGACUCCCUGUACGAGACGGUCAAGGAGCUCAAAGACCCGCCCGCCAAGCUCGGCCUCCCCAACGGUACCGUCCGGCUGAGCCCCGACGAACCUCCGCCUCACCCGCCCGCUCUCCUCAACGGCCACCUCAGCCCCUGCACGCCUGAGCGGGGGCCCCUGUGUGCCGGGGUGGAGUACGCCUCGGUCGACCUGAACAAGAAGAGCCGCCACAGCGUCGACAUGGAGGCCAAGAGGCGCUCAGACAACGCCGCCGCCCCGUCAAACAAGCCCAUGGAGGAACCGGAGGAGGAUUUACCUCCACCGGUACCGGAGAAGGUUCUGGAUGAAAAUGACAACCAGCCAGGGGUGAUGAAUGGCCUGGUGGGGGCUGGGCUGCACAAUGGAGAGUUACACUCCCCUCUGUCUCCUGCACCGGGGUUCGACAACCACGUUCUGUCAGACAAUGAGUCGGAGGUGUACUCUACGGUCGACAAAACAAACUGUGACGAUGCCGUCAACGAGGAAGACAAAGAGCACGACUACAGCAGCAUCGCAGAGAUCAAAGGUCUGGUCCCGGCCUCCUCCUCCAGCGACCUCUACGCCACGGUGCGAGACAUCUACUCCCAACCCGACGAGCCCCACUCGGGAGGGGAAGACCCCGCCCUGGACGGCACGGAUCCCGGCUACGAAACCAUCCGCAUCCCAAAGACUAGCAGCUCGGAUGACGACCACAGGGCCGGUCUGGGGGCGGAGGGGUCAGACGUUGCCAAAGCCGAGCCCGACUACGAGAGCGUUGCGGAGUUGGGUCUGAACCGAGAAACGUCCCGCCUUUGAGUUUUUGUUUUUCUCAUCAUCUACAUCUGUGGCGCUUUUUGGCGAAUCUUCCCCAAACGGUGCAUCUUACAGUUACAGUCACUGCAGUGCUUUAAACUCGCUCUCAGGCAUGCUUUUGGUGCAUGACUUGUAGGGGAGAGAAAAAAAAAAAACGGCACACCAGAGCAUCCAUCAUCAAUGCAUGAGCGUCCUCAUUACAGCCCCGGUACGGUUUAUCAUAUCUGAUUAAUUUAUCAAACAAGGUGAAUGUCAUUGGUACUGGUAGGCCUUAACAACACUUGAUUGUGGGAAAAAAAAAUCAAAUAAAUAUCCAAUCACAACACUCCAUUUUAAGGGUUAGCUGAGGACACUAUUGAUGCCUGUGAAAAAAAAAACACAUACCAAGAAUUCAGUGCCAUAUGCUCAUGAAUUUCAUGCACUUACUGUACAUGUGAAGGUAAUAUUAUUUGUAUGUCCCCUCUGCAGCUGCUAGUCUUUCCAGCUUUUUUUUCUCCAGGUGACUCAGUGUCAUGUUUUAUUGAGGUGUCAGAUGGUGUGUUUCGAGGCUGUUCCUCGUCAGGGUUGGCAGCACCUCCACUGUGCAAGAAAUUCCUGUGAAAAAAAGGUUCUUGGCACAAAAAAGAAAAAAAAAACCUGAUGUGCGGUUAGUAGAAACAACGGUAGCAUUUGAUAGAUAAGAUGUGACCGCUGCAUACACGUCCUUAUGCAAAUGUAUGGGCUUUAACAAAGCACAGGGUCAGACUGUUCAUCUGCAGGACCGGCUCGCGGUUUUAAAGUACAUUAUGGAAGCAUUUUUUAGAGGUUUUACAGUCCAUAUCGAUGAUUUUUUUUUUUUUUUUUGUGAAAUUCAUAUUUAUUUGAAGAUGCAUAUUGUUGUGUAAUUGUGAAAUGUUGCAGAGUGUGUAUGUGAGAGAAAAGUGACUAGGCUUUUAUAGAAGUUUCUAGUGUUUUUACUGAGAUACUAAACGAGAGUGACUCGCGAGGUUCACAGCAGUUAGGUACGCUUCCCCCUCGACUAUUUAAAGAAUUCGCUGUUUUAAAAAAAAUAACAAAGAAGGAGCUUUUUUUUUGUUGUUGUCAUUUUGCACACAGGUCGAAACCAGUUCAGAAGAUGUGAUAAAAAUGACACGAUAAAUGUAAUGUUGUAUAUUUUUGGUUACCGUGUUUUUUUUUUUUUUGUUGAGUCUAAUCUUGGUACAGUCUUCAGUUGGCAUUAAAGCACAGUGUUUAAUACGACGGUACUGCGUUUAUACACAGGUUAUGAAAAGCAUCGUUACAAGCUAGUUACAUUUCUGCACAAUUUGAACAUCUUAUAUAAAAAAAGAAAAAGAAAGAAAAAACAUAUCUGUCUGUUUGUAGCUUGUACUGACGACAUGCCGACCAAGGCCUGUAUAUAGUUAGAGCACUAUUUUAACCAAUUGUUACUCAAUGGAAAUUUUAUGUAUUUGUACAAACGUCCAGAGUGGUAUAAUUUUAAAAGAGCACUGAUGUAUGUCUGACUUGCUUUAAGGGAAACCCAAUGUGUCCAAUGUCUUCUUUUUUUUUAUUUGGCGUUUCUGUUCUGACAAGUAGUAACCAAUCAGAUGUCAGACACAUGGUACAGCUCUUUUGGUACAUAGCAUUUGAAGAAACGUGUGGUACUUUUAUUUUUUAAAAAGUCUCAAUACUGUUGAUUGAUUUUCAAAGGGCCUGUGCUUUUUUUUUUUUUUGCUGUAAAUAUAUUUUUCAUUGCUACAGUAUCUAUCCCCCCCACCCCCCACCCCUUCGCAGAAAAAUUGGUGUCAUCUGCUUCCACCCACGUCAAAAACAUUACAGCAUUACAGUAUCUCAAGCCUUAGUUCAUGUUUUAUUAGACGUGCUGGAGCUUGUUGCAGACAAACACAGCCAGUCCGCUCUCACUGCUAUUGGAUUCAUAAAUGAUGGACAUUUGAAAUGCUGUUAUAUCUCUCAGCGUUGCUUCAGCGAUAGAGGAUUUUAAAUGAAAUCUGCUCUCAGUGUUUUCAAAUAAAAACGAGGCUCAUUUCUGCAAAGAGGUAAUUAUCAGUGUUAUUUACACUCGCUCACUUAAAAAAAAAAAAAAGAACGUGACCAUUGGAAUACAUUGUCAAGUGACACGGCUGCAUAUCAGCGUGGUGCCAUCAGAUACAUACAAUAGUGUUCACAGAGUGCUAUAAAUGACCUCUAAGGAAAUGAUCUGCCAAAGGGGGAUGUUUUAGUGCCAAAUCUAAUCAGGACAACACACACGGACACAGUUAAUAGAUACUUAGCUAAAAUCACUUAUUCUCUCUAGCUAGCUGUCUAUGUCGGUCAUAUAAACACACACACACACACACUCAUGCCCCUCCAGGGAUUGGGGGUGUGGUAGGGGUCCGGAGAAGCUCCCUCGCUGCUCCACUCCUCCCCUAAUGAGACCAUUUGUUCCCCCCACGUUACAACCAGCAGACGACUCGAUGGUGACACCCGCCUUUGAUCAAAGGGCAAAGCCUGUUUUGGCAGUUAUGGCCACAUCUGUCACUCCACUCUGUCCGGUUUCCAUUCUCUGCAUGUAAAUAUUUUAUGACAUGAAUUGUUCUAUUAAAAUAUAAAUAUAAUAAA